Messenger RNA from Symbiodinium pilosum, 953 nucleotides. NCBI's taxonomy places the organism in Eukaryota, Dinophyceae, Suessiales, Symbiodiniaceae. The record is from the annotation of a GenBank genome assembly.
GCCCACCCGUGCCUUUGAGGAAGAUGAAUGCCGAUGCUGAGGAGUUCAUCCCACAGGAGUACUGGCUGCCUGGCCAACUCCCGCCACCGCACCUGCAGCACAUGGGCGAUGGCAGCCUGAACAUGGCAAUUCACCCGGUGGCCAUGCAAAUGCCUCAUCCCCACAUUCAGCACAUUGCGAACUGCGUCCUGCUGGCACCCAACAAUUUGCCGGUGCCACCUCCCCCUCAGCAUGCUGCCCCGCUGACAGCCCAGUUCGGGUUGCCAACUUUGCUGUGCUCGCAGCCACAGAUGCGCCAGAACAUGCAGAUGCAGAAGUUCCUGCCUCCCCCUCCGAAGCCACCUGCUCCACCGACUGAGGAGCCUCAGAACCUGCCCGUCCAUCAGCCGGAAAAGAAAUCACCGCCCACUAGGGAGGAGUGCAUGAAGCAUGCUGAGGAGGUCCUGGAAGAGCAAAGGAGCUUCCUGGGCCAACUUCGCAUAUUGCCGCUUGAGGAAGCCCGGCGCCUUUGGGCAGACGCAAUGAAUGACGUGUUUAAGGGUCCCAGCCCAACUGGACCUGGGCUAGAAGACUUGCGCGUUGUGGUCCCACCACCUGACGAGCUUCCAGAAUGCGCAGAGGAGCUCAGUGACAUUGGACCAGUUGCCCUUCCUAUGAUGACGGGGGCUGCAGAAUCCCCAAAGCUCGCCAACGAGGGCGCUCUCGUGGAAGCGAGCCUGGAGACCCAAGGAGUGAACGCUGCCAAGGCCAAGCGCGCUGAGGGCAAGAAAUCUUCCAGCGCCUCAACCUGGCCAGGGCAGAAAGGCAGUCCCCACAAAGAGUGGGCCCCUCACCUCCAUGCCCCUUCUCGACAUUGGCUAUACUCGCCAGGAGUCGUUUCCAAGGGCGGAAAGGGGGGCGGAAAAGCGGGCGGUGGCAAGGGUGGAAAGGGGGGCAGUGCCAGGAAAGGCAAG